Molecule: messenger RNA, 1763 nt
Organism: Rotaria sp. Silwood2
Lineage: Eukaryota; Metazoa; Rotifera; Eurotatoria; Philodinida; Philodinidae
Source: the annotation of a GenBank genome assembly
CGAUCGUCUAAUUGCAAUUUCUGGUUUUUCUGCAAGCGUAUAUCAAUUUUUAGAAUAAUUUGCUUAUCAAGACAGAUGCUAAAAAUUACAGAAUUUGAUGAAAAGCUUUCUAGCAUAUUUGAAAUUUUCGUGAGAUCUUUAUGAAAAAUGUUCUUCAUUUUUUUGUUUGUUGACCGUUGCACUUAGACUUGUGAGUAAGUGUUCAUAUUUUCCGCCAACAAAAAACAACAUUUAAAAGAGAAAGACAAUAGUUUUGUAGGAGAGAAUAUCUUUUAACACAUAAGCAUAAAAUGAACUCUAAUGCGCUGAGAAGUGUUCUAAAAAAAGGAAAAAGUACUGUCAUGUUUAAUAUGGACAAUUCGUUAUGAUUAAAGAAGAAUUUCAUUGAAAUGUUAUAUUGAAUCUUUUAGAAAAUGAAAUCAACAGUUGCAGCUGAAGCAGUACAAGCAAUGAAUCCAAAUAUGCAUGUUCGUGCAUAUGUUGAUGAAGUUUUAUCAGAAACCGAACAUAUUUUCGACGAUCACUUUUUCGAACAAUUGGAUGCUGUUGUUAAUGCACUUGACAACGUCAUAACUCGUCAAUAUAUUGAUCGUCGUUGUGUCUAUCAUCAGAAACCAUUGGUCGAUAGUGGAACAUUAGGUACAAAAGCAAGUGUUCAAGUUAUUGUUCCAUUUCUUACUGAAUCCUAUUCUUCAACCACUGAUCCACCUGAUCCAUCAGUGCCAAUGUGUACUUUACGUAAUUUUCCAAAUUUAAUCGAACAUACAAUUGAAUGGGCGCGUGAUAGUUUUGUUAGUCUGUUUACGAUGCCUCCUCAACAAGCCAAAGAAUUUCUGCGAAGCCCAAAAGAAUUUGCCGAACGAACAGCUAAAAAUCAUUCUGAAUAUGACAAAACUGAAAUAAUUGAAAAUGUUAAACGUAUUCUUGGUGAAAAACGUCCAAAAAUUUUCACCGAUUGUAUCGAAUGGUCACGUAAUCUUUUCGAACAACAAUUUCAUAAUUCUAUUGCUCAAUUACUUUAUAAUUUUCCACCCGACCAUAUUACAAGUAAAGAUGAACAUUUUUGGAGUGGAAAUAAACGAUGUCCACAUGUUUUAAAAUUUGAUGUUAAUAAUAAACUUCAUUUGGAUUUUAUUGUUGCUGCAUCAAAUUUACUUGCAUGCAUCUAUUACAUACCACAAACAUGUGAUCGUAAACUAAUUGCUGAAGAAGUUGUAAAAACACAUAUACCUGAAUUUAAACCAAAAUCAGGUAUAAUAAUACAUGAAAAUGAUGAACAAGUAAGAGCUGAUCUUGAACGACACAAAAAUAUAAGUACAAGGCGCAAACAUAGUCAAAGUGGAAACGAUGUACAAGCUGAACAACUUCUUAGUCGAUUACCUAAACCUGAAGAUGUUCUAGAUAUUAAAAUUCAGCCACAUGAAUUUGAAAAAGAUGAGGAUACACAUUUUCAUAUGGAUUAUAUUACAGCAACAGCAAAUUUACGAGCUGAAAAUUAUGAAAUACAAAGAGCUGAUCGAAGUAAAAUCAAGAGAAUUGCAGGAAAUAUUAUUCCAGUUAUUGCAACAACAACAGCAAUGGUUACUGGACUUGUUUGUCUUGAAGUUUAUAAAUUUGUUCAACAUCAUAAAAAUAUAGAAUCAUAUCGAAAUGGAUUUGUUAAUUUGGCUUUACCAUUUUUUGGAUUUUCUGAACCAGUACCACCAAAACGUCAAAAGGUAUAUAAGAAUGAGACACGAAAAAAAUAUCAAUCAGUUUUUUAA